AUGGCGAUAGAAGACGCGUCGCAGAGUUGGAUGGGGGCUUCCAUGAAGCAUGUUUCUCUUAUUUCUCUUACUUUCCAAAAUUCGGCCCUCAUACUUAUAAUGCAUUAUAGUAGGAUAAUGCCAUUAGGGGGUGGGCAUAGAUAUUUCACAUCAACCGCAGUUUUCCUCAAUGAGAUCAUGAAGUUGGCUGUCUCCUUGACGAUUGCCAUGUACGAUAUUUCACGAACGUUACCCCCCUCUACACCCGCCACGGUUCUUUUCGAACAAUUGUAUAUGUCUGUGUUUUCUGGAGACGGUUGGAAAUUGGCUAUCCCAGCUACUCUGUACACUCUGCAGAAUUCCUUGCAAUAUAUUGCCGUGAGCAAUUUGGAAGCUGUACAGUUUCAGGUUUUAUAUCAAUUGAAGAUUCUCACAACGGCGGUUUUCAGUGUGGUUUUGCUGAGAAGGGCACUUUCCUCCAAACGAUGGAUAGCUCUAGUUUUGCUCACAAUUGGGGUGACGAUUGUUCAAUUACCCGGCGGGACCCCGUCUGCAUAUUCGACAAUGAAUGAUUCACAAUCCCGGUUUUACUUUCCACGCUCUUUCCAUGAGUUGGGACAAAUGGGCAAUGGCGCAGUGGAAGUAGCAGCCGAAUUGACGAAACGUGGUAUGGAGGGGGUUUCCGAGGGUCUUGCGAAACGAUCUGCUACAUAUGAGGGAAUACAAGAAGAUCAAGGGCUCGUCAAACCAGUUAUGAAUUAUUCAAUUGGUCUCAUGGCUGUGUUGGGCGCGGCGGUCAUCUCGGGUCUCACAGGAGUAUAUUUUGAGAAGGUGCUAAAGGAAUCUACGACUCAUGUUACGAUUUGGACGAGGAAUGUUCAGCUUUCUUUCUAUUCUCUCUUCCCAGCUUUAAUCUUUGGAGUGAUGUUCAAAGAUGGAGAGGAAAUUGCGAAGAAUGGAUUCUUUGAUGGCUACAAUGCGAUAGUUUGGACAGCUAUUGUUAUGCAAGCAUUGGGAGGGAUUCUCGUUGCACUUUGCAUAAAUUAUAGUGAUAACAUCGCGAAGAAUUUCGCAACCAGUAUUAGCAUUGUUAUUAGUUUCAUUUUCAGCGUUUGGUUUUUUGACUUUAAGGUUACACUCAAUUUUCUUAUCGGUACGUCGAUAGUCCUGUUUGCAACAUGGCUCUACAGCGGUCCGGAGAGGAAACGUAAUAGACCUCCACCAAUCAAUAUCGCUAGUUAUGAGAAGACGACGAUUGAUAAUGGAUUUACGCCAAAGUAUGAAGAGGAUAGGUCGAGUCUGACGUUGGAUCCAUUGAAUGGGUUGAAAGGCCCAGGAGCGGGAGCAUCGUUAUCAACCAGUAGGCCUAGUUCACCUAUGAGACAUCAUUCGAGGGUGGGAAGCUCGAGAGGAAAGGUUAAGAGGGAUGAUUGA
Messenger RNA from Botrytis fragariae, 1413 nucleotides. RefSeq names its product putative udp-galactose transporter protein. Gene Ontology annotation, molecular function: UDP-galactose transmembrane transporter activity. The coding region runs from base 1 to 1413 and encodes 470 amino acids. Gene Ontology annotation, biological process: pyrimidine nucleotide-sugar transmembrane transport. The record is from RefSeq and is a predicted model, not a curated record. Lineage: Eukaryota; Fungi; Ascomycota; Leotiomycetes; Helotiales; Sclerotiniaceae. The transcript has 5 exons. Gene Ontology annotation, cellular component: Golgi membrane.